Rodentolepis nana is the source of this 126-nucleotide messenger RNA. Lineage: Eukaryota; Metazoa; Platyhelminthes; Cestoda; Cyclophyllidea; Hymenolepididae. The record is from the annotation of a GenBank genome assembly.
AUGGAUUUUAUCAUUCUCAAGGUAUGUCUAUUCAUUUUACCAUUUUUAUUGAUAUUUCAUUGGUCAGGAACUGAGUCAAUAUAUCUUACUAAAAUUCUAGGUUCUAAGUUUGGAAUUGUGAAUUAG